Messenger RNA from Cynocephalus volans (Philippine flying lemur), 3302 nucleotides. It is a transcript of the gene NET1, whose product is annotated as neuroepithelial cell transforming 1. Gene Ontology annotation, molecular function: guanyl-nucleotide exchange factor activity. The coding region runs from base 159 to 1787 and encodes 542 amino acids. The record is from RefSeq and is a predicted model, not a curated record. The transcript has 10 exons. NCBI's taxonomy places the organism in Eukaryota, Metazoa, Chordata, Mammalia, Dermoptera, Cynocephalidae. Gene Ontology annotation, biological process: positive regulation of Rho protein signal transduction; intracellular signal transduction.
GACGGUCAGCCCUCCGGCAGCGGGAGGCAUGGGCUUCGGGCUGCUUGGGUGGGCCGAGCGCUCAGAGGGACAGCCAGAGCCCAGGUGCUUCUGCGGUACCUCCUCACAGGGCUGACUGUGGAUUGAUUCUACAGGCUUGAAGGUAUACUUGGUAAAGCAUGGUGGCCCAUGAUGAGAUUGGAGGUCUCCUCCCUAUUAAAAGGACUAUACGAGUCCUAGAUGUUAAUAACCUGUCCUUCAGAGAACAAGAGGAGCCAAGCAAUAAAAGAGUUCGACCUCUAGCCCGGGUCACAUCCUUGGCAAAUUUAAUCUCUCCUGUAAGAAAUGGAGCAGUCAGACGUUUUGGUCAAACAAUACAGUCAUUUACCCUUCGUGGUGACCACCGAUCCCCAGCCUCUGCCCAGAAGUCUUUUAGCAGGUCUACAGUCCCAACACCUGCCAAAAGAAGAAGCAGUGUGCUGUGGUCAGAGAUGUUAGACAUCAGUAUGAAGGAGUCUUUAACCACCAGAGAAAUCAAACGUCAGGAGGCAAUAUAUGAAAUGUCCCGAGGUGAACAGGAUUUAAUUGAGGAUCUCAAGCUUGCAAGAAAGGCCUACCAUGACCCCAUGUUAAAGUUGUCUAUCAUGUCAGAAGAAGAACUCACACACAUAUUUGGCGAUUUGGAUGCUUACAUACCUCUGCAUGAAGAUUUGUUGGCAAGAAUAGGAGAAGCAACCAAGGCUGAUGGAACAGUGGAGCAGAUUGGUCACAUUCUUGUGAACUGGUUACCAGGCUUGAAUGCCUAUAAAGGAUACUGUAGCAACCAGCUGGCAGCCAAAGCUCUUCUUGAUCAAAAGAAACAGGAUCCAAGAGUCCAAGACUUCCUCCAGAGGUGUCUUGAGUCACCCUUCAGUCGAAAACUAGAUCUUUGGAGCUUUCUAGAUAUCCCUCGAAGUCGCUUAGUCAAAUACCCUUUACUGUUAAAAGAAAUUCUUAAACACACUCCCAAAGACCACCCGGACAUUCAGCUUUUGGAGGAAGCUGUGUUGAUAAUACAAGGAGUUCUCUCUGAUAUCAACUUGAAGAAAGGUGAAUCUGAGUGCCAAUAUUACAUCGACAAGCUGGAGUAUCUGGAUGAAAAGCAGAAGGAUCCUAGAAUUGAAGCGAGCAAGGUGCUGCUGUGCCACGGGGAGCUGAAGAGUAAAAACGGACACAAGCUUUACAUUUUCCUGUUCCAAGACAUCUUGGUUUUGACUCGACCUGUUACACGAAAUGAGCGUCACUCUUACCAGGUUUACCGGCAACCAAUCCCAGUCCAAGAGCUGGUCUUAGAAGACCUGCAGGAUGGAGAUGUGCGAAUGGGCGGAUCCUUUCGAGGGGCUUUCAGCAACUCAGAUAAAGCUAAAAAUAUCUUUAGAGUUCGCUUCCAAGACCCUUGUCCAGGCCAGUCUCACACUCUGCAAGCCAAUGAUGUGUUCCAUAAGCAGCAGUGGUUCAAUUGCAUCCGAGCCGCCAUUGCCCCUUUCCAGCAGGCCACCAGCGCCUCAGAACCACAGGGCUUGCCAGAGCUGCAUGAAGAGUGUGAAGAGAACAACCCCUCUGCCAGCAACCUGGGGGCCCAGAGGAGGGCAUCCACAGUUUCCAGUGUCAUACAGGUAGAAGUCAAUGAAAAUGCUUCAGAAUGUGGCACCACUGUCCAGACAGCAAAAGACACCAGGAAUGUGAAGUGCCACCGAGCACAGUCUGGCUUCCGCAGAGCAAGGGACAAAGCCCAGUUGAGUGGCAAACGGAAAGAGACUUCAGUGUAAAGGGAGCUCUGUGUGUUAACUGGCAGAGAGACUGUUUAUUUAUAAAUGUGUACAGUUUUGUUUUUCUUAUAAUGUGAGCAUGGGAGUAUCGUAGGAAUACUUUAUACCAGCUGUAACAUUUUCAUUGUUUUUGGUUGUUGUGUUUUUCUUUUUUUUUAAUGGCAGCUAAAGAUAUACAGAUUACUGUUAAAUUGCAAUCCUUUUUUUUUUUUUCUUUUUUUUUUUUUUAAGAUUAUUUUCUCAGAUUAUUUAGAGCAUGCAAGCCUGGCAUUUUUAAUCAAAUGAAAUAUCUAUGAAACAGGUUUUCUCCUAAUUCCAGAUUCAUCACAACUUCCCAAUAUGAAUCAAUUGUGAUAUUUACAACAUUUGCCAAAAUUCAGACUCGCAAAUAUUGGAGUUCUACCAGUGUUUCUUUAGUAAACUUUGCAUGCAGACUUUUUAACAUCAGCACCUAUAAUCUACAUGGAAUGUAUAUUUGGAAUAUUUCAAAAUCUACGUUGAAACAUAACUUCCUUGGAAAACAAAUCAUAAAACUUAAUAGGUUUUCCAUUUUGUCAACUGGAAUGCUUUAUAUUAGUUUGUUUUUCACUGUACAUUCCUCAUUUUUCAUUCAUUUAACCUGCCAAUUAUUUAAUUUUUUUUAUUGUAAAGUAGUUUUUAGUAUUUGCUUUUAUUUUUUUACUUUGAUGCCUUUUCAAAUUGGCAUGUCUUUAAAACAUUUUUCUUCCUGAUUAAAAAUGUGUGUGUAUUUGUGUAUAUAAGUAUAUAUAUAUGUUUUUAAAUCAUAUUAACUUUACCAAGUGAAACCAAGCCAUACUGUUUUUGAGCCAAUUAGGAAAAUUACAGUUUAAAGUCUAACAUUUCGGGGUGGUAAAUACACAUGAAAUGACUCAGUAUAUUCUAAACUACUGAAAGAAAACCACUUCAAGGAUUUUGUUGAAAGCUUUAUUGUUGUCUGAAAAGCAAGAGGAAAGUUGACUGGUAAUAAGUAGGGAAAAAAAAAAAAAGAGGGAAAAAGAGAGUAGUUUUUCUUUAAGUAAAAAUGUCUGGUUGUGCCAGAAUGUGAAAGGAGUUAGGGAAAGCUCUACUGGAGGGUGUGCAGUAAGUCGUAGAAGGCUCGAGGGGACGUGGACUUUAUUUGCCUUGGUUUAUAAUACCUGCAAAUAAUGAGUUUGAAAAGAAACAAUGAAAUGUGUUAAAAAUUUGACCAUAUUAGAUCAAUUAUGGUGGAUUUAUACAUAAGAUGGGAAAAAGACUGGUAAAUCUUCUUCUGCAAAAUAUUUCUGUUAAAUGAGAUCUUUUGUAGUCUUUACAAAGGAGGAGGGAGGACUAAAAGCCCGGUGUCGUGGCAGACUUGUAAUGGUGAUCAACUCAAGUCAUUGUUGACUAUUAUGUGAAAUAUAUUUGGCCAGUGGAAAUGAAAAUUGGAGAAGACUGUACAUAGAUCAAUCCAAAUGAUUUCUCUGUAUAAAUGAAUUAUACAAUUAAAAAACACACACACUAUUCACGAUAAAA